This is a messenger RNA of Gekko japonicus, 1238 nucleotides long. RefSeq names its product WNT1 inducible signaling pathway protein 2 (gene CCN5). Bases 1 to 738 code for a protein of 245 amino acids. Gene Ontology annotation, cellular component: extracellular matrix; extracellular region. The record is from RefSeq and is a predicted model, not a curated record. Gene Ontology annotation, biological process: cell adhesion; signal transduction. The transcript has 5 exons. Gene Ontology annotation, molecular function: heparin binding; integrin binding. NCBI's taxonomy places the organism in Eukaryota, Metazoa, Chordata, Lepidosauria, Squamata, Gekkonidae.
AUGGAUGCUGUAGGACAGGCAAAGAGGAAUGGGCUGGCAUGUGCCCAGCUCUGCCAGACUCCCUGCUAUUGCCCUUGGCUCCCUCCCCGUUGCCCGCCAGGCUCCCCCCUGGUUCUGGACGGAUGCGGGUGCUGCAAUAUAUGUGCUCGCAGGCUGGGAGAGCCCUGCAACCACCUUCAUGUGUGUGAUCAGAGCCAGGGUCUCGUCUGUGACUACAGCACUGCUCCUGCCGGGAGAAGAGGAGAAGGCACCUGCAAUUAUGAGGAGGGAGACGACAGCUGCGAAGUGAAUGGGAAGAUCUACCGGGAUGGUGAAGCCUUCCAGCCGACCUGUAAACAUCAGUGCUAUUGUUCAGGGGGAGGCGUGACAUGUGUCCCCCUCUGCAGUGAGGAUGUCCGCCUCCCCGCUCCAGACUGCCCCCACCCAAGGCGUGUGGAAGUCCCGGGGAAGUGUUGUCCUGAAUGGAUUUGUGAGAGACAAGACAGACAGGUCUUUCAGGAUGCCAUGGCAGCACAAAGACUGCCGGGGACAGCAUCGAUAGCUUUCCCUUUCCCAUGUGAAGAGUGGAGCACAGCAUGGUCGGCCUGCUCUACCACCUGUAAUAUGGGGAUUUCAACACGAGUGUCUAACCAGAAUAUGUACUGCAGGCUUGAGACUCAGAGGCGCUUGUGCUUCCUCAGACCUUGCUUAGGCCUUGUGAGAACUGCCAGUUUGAGAGGAAGAGGAAACCAGUUGUAAACUGAUCCACUCCAUUCAGAAGCUGAUAUAUUGGCCUUAUCCGGGCAGCCAGAUUGGCACAAGCCCAGGUUGCUCUUGUUUUGUGGUGAUGGAAACAUUGCCUAGGAACAGAGAAGAAGAAACGACCAGCCUUAGCUGGAAAGGUGCAAGAAGAUGAAAGACCAAACCGUCAUCAUGGCCGACAUGUGUCUUCCUCCCCUUAAUUCCACUGCCAUUACACUAGAAAAUGUUAUUGUUCAGUGAGAAAAGCCGGGGCAUAGGUUUUAUACUGUACAAUGCUGAUGUGUUUAUUACCAGCUUGUGGCUACAUUAUUAUAAAUCAACCCACUGGGAAGGGGGAGAGCAAGACAUGAUGCUUUGCAGCUGCCGUAAUUCAAGAAAACAUGUCCUGUUAUUCUCUCUGCGUUAUCUCUUCACUGAAAAAUUCUGGUGACCCAGCAGGUGAAAGAGCUGCCAUUUUUUUUCCACCAUAGGUUGUUUCUUAGAAAUAAAUAAACAAA